CUGUCCUGCUGGUUAGUGUCAGUGAUGGGAUCAGAGCACAUUCCCAACUGCUAACCCAGACCCAGGGCCCAGACCUGAUGGAAACUCUCUUCUGGAAGAAAAUGGCCUCUCUUCUGUUGCCUGCCUUUUGCCUUUUGAGCGGAGCCGGGUGUACAGCCGGAUGGGCGGUCCCUGAUUUUGGCAACGUCUACCAUGUCUCAGGGGUUAUCGACCUGCCGUUCGCUGAAAUCCAGGAGCCCUUUGAAGCCUGGUACAACCUGUCGGGAGGGAAGAGCCGGAUCCAGUACUACCACGGGCAAGUGGUCACCUUCCAGUACGGGGCAGAGAGGCCGUUUGGUGCCCUCUACAAGAUCACCCCAGAGACCACGGAGCUGGAGCUGAACAUCCGGAAGUGCUUCCGGAUCAGCGGCAGCCCUGGGAAGCGCGUCUAUCCACAGAGUGUCUUCCCCAGGCUGGACGGUUUCAAGCUAUAUACAAACAAGUAUCUGGAUGCUUACUGCAAGAGGCGCUGCUGUUUGGAAGCACACCAUUUCUUCACUUGCGGCUCCAGGAAACUGAGGCAGCCCGUGUGGGAGGAGUCCUACAAAGGGCAGCUCUGCACCGUGUGGCAGAACGUGUCCUACUGGGGCCAGAAGAAGAACGUCUACACUCUGUGGGUGGCCAGCUCCGCUGAUGGCCCCGUGCCUGUCCACUACGAGAUGAGGGGCUUCAACAGCCUGCUGGGCUCCCACUACGACAAGUACGAGAUCAACUACAGCGGCUUCACCCACAGCUACCCGGCUGGGGUCUUGGACCUCCCAAGCGGCAUGGAGUGCGAGUUUCCUCCGGGAGACGGAGUGGAGCAUCGUAUCCUCGCCAACCCCAUGUGGGAUUUCGUGGGCAGGCAGGCGGAUCGAGGCCGUCAGCUGUUUCAUCACUACCGGCGGGAGUACAGGAAGGAGUACGGCAGCAGGAAGGAGCUUGAGCACAGGGCACAAACGUUUGUUCACAACAUGAGGUUCGUCCACUCCAAAAAUCGGGCCAACCUGCCCUACAAGCUGGCGCUGAACCACCUGGCCGACCGCACCCCGGAGGAAAUGGCCGUGCUGCGGGGGCGGCUGCAGGACCAAACUCCCCACAAUGGACAGCCGUUCCCACUGGCACCAUAUGCUGGCAUCAUCCUGCCUGAGAGCCUGGACUGGAGGCUGUAUGGUGCAGUGACCCCCGUGAAGGACCAGGCCCUGUGCGGCUCCUGCUGGAGCUUUGCGGCUGCGGGAGGAUUAGAAGGUGCCCUGUUCCUCAAGACCGGAGUGCUGACCCCCCUGUCUCAGCAAGCCCUGAUCGACUGUUCCUGGGGCUUCGGGAACCACGGCUGCGAUGGCGGCCUUCCUUGGCGGGCCUUUAAAUGGGUCAGGAAGCACGGCGGCAUCCCAAGUGCCGAGGCCUACGGGCCGUACAGGGGCCAGAACGGAUACUGCCACUACAACUCGUCUGAGCUCCUCGCCAACAUCAGAGGCCAUGUCAACAUCCCGGCCGGCGACGUCGCCACUCUGAGAGCCGCCAUCUUCAAGAAUGGCCCCGUGGCCGUCAGCAUUGACGCCUCUGCCAAGUCAUUCAUAUUUUACUCCAAUGGCAUCUACUACGAACCCCAGUGUGGGAAUACCAGCAGCAGCUUGAAUCACGCGGUGCUCGCCGUGGGCUACGGGGUCCUGCAAGGGGACAGCUAUUGGCUCAUCAAAAACUCCUGGUCCACUUACUGGGGUAACGAUGGCUACAUCCUCAUGUCCAUGCAGGACAACAACUGCGGGGUGGCGACCGCUGCAACAUACCCGGUCCUGGCUUGAUCUCCUGGGUCAGAGGGAAGCGAGCUGGCUUCGGGCUGCUGAUCCUUAGCAGUCUGCCGGACUUGCUUGUUAUCUGUGGUUGCUUGUGCUCUGGACAGGACCAAGUGGGGCUGGCUUAGCGCCUGAUGCCGCGUGGGCCUAGGUGUGACACUGCAGUCUAUAUAAUUUUAUAAAAAUAUGCUAAUGAGGGAAUAUAAUGUAACUGGAAUAUGCUUCGUGCAGAAGGUCUUUUGUAAGGUGUAAUUACAAAGUUUAUAAUCUACUGAGUGUGAUCAUCCUCUUUGUAUAAAUGUACCACUCUUGUAUCUGAAACUAGAAAUAUGAACUAUAACUCUGAGGGCCUCUUGUAACUAUGCCAAGUGUGGGCCGUUAAUGGUGGUUUGGAAUCUUGAUGACUCCCAUUAACCAGGACAAUUGUCUGCAAAUGGGUGUUUUACCUGU
Molecule: messenger RNA, 2264 nt
Organism: Gopherus evgoodei (Goodes thornscrub tortoise)
Lineage: Eukaryota; Metazoa; Chordata; Testudines; Testudinidae
Product: digestive cysteine proteinase 2-like
Exons: 13
Coding region: 78-1823 (581 amino acids)
Biological process (GO): immune response
Cellular component (GO): lysosome
Molecular function (GO): cysteine-type endopeptidase activity
Source: RefSeq, a predicted model, not a curated record